GAGACAGCGGUGCGUGGAGAUGACAGCAGCGGGACGAGCAUGUUGCAGACCCGCGGAGAUCAGCGACGUGUUUGGCGUUUAAAACGGGACUAAUUCUGGAUUCAAUGUAUUUGCAAUUCCUAACCAGUGAUGAGUUGGCUCCUGUUGUGGAUUCUAAUAGCAGCCGGGAUUCAACAGGCCUACUCCCAGAAUUCCACUGCCAUGCCGCCCGCCGCAGCUGUCACACCCAUGGCCAUGGACGCGUACAACCGGACACAGUACUGCAAGUGGCCGUGCGAGUGUCCCAAGGCCCCGCCCACCUGUCCCCCAGGUGUGAGCCUCCUCAUGGACGGCUGUGACUGCUGCAAGACCUGCGCCAGGCAGGUGGGUGAGGAGUGCAACGAGGCAGACACAUGUGACUACCACAAAGGACUGUACUGUGACUACAGCUCGGACAAGCCGAGGUACGAAAAAGGAGUGUGUGCAUAUAUGGUGGGCACAGGCUGUGAGUAUGACGGGGUGAUCUACCGUAACGGGCAGAGCUUCAAACCCAGCUGUAAAUACCAAUGUGUGUGUGUGAACGGUGCCAUCGGCUGUGUGGCACUGUGCACAGAGUCCCAGCCGCCCCGGGUGUGGUGCCAAACCCCGCGCCGGGUCAAGGUUCGGGGGCAAUGCUGUGAGCAAUGGAUCUGUGAUGAGCCCAAAAAAGGGCGCAAGACUGCCCCGCGACAUGCAGUAGAGGCUUUCCCAGCUGAGACCAGGAGUUGGCAUAAGAACUGCAUCACCCAGACUACUUCAUGGAGCCCCUGCUCGAAGACCUGUGGCCGGGGCUUGUCCUUGAGAAUCUCCAACGCCAACGAUCAGUGCGAGUUGGUCAAAGAGUCUCGUCUGUGCAACCUGCGGCCCUGUGAGGUCGACAUCACCAAGCACAUCAAGCCAGGGAAGAAAUGUCUGAACAUCUACCGAGAGGAACAGCCCUCCAACUUCACCAUCUCUGGCUGCAUCAGCAAGAAGCAGUACAGACCCAAGUACUGCGGCGUGUGCACCGAUGAGCGAUGCUGCAUUCCCUAUAAGUCCAAAACCAUCGACGUGGAGUUUGAGUGUCCCAACGGCACGGGCUUCACUUGGCAGAUGAUGUGGGUGCAAGCCUGCUUCUGCAACCUCAGCUGCAAAAACCCCAAUGACAUCUUUUCUGAGCUGGAGAGUUACUAUGGUUACCCAGAGGUCAUGAACUAAGAGCAGUCA
Messenger RNA from Myripristis murdjan (pinecone soldierfish), 1224 nucleotides. RefSeq names its product cellular communication network factor 4a (gene ccn4a). The transcript has 5 exons. Gene Ontology annotation, cellular component: extracellular matrix; extracellular region. Bases 130 to 1215 code for a protein of 361 amino acids. Lineage: Eukaryota; Metazoa; Chordata; Actinopteri; Holocentriformes; Holocentridae. The record is from RefSeq and is a predicted model, not a curated record. Gene Ontology annotation, biological process: signal transduction; cell adhesion; positive regulation of cell differentiation. Gene Ontology annotation, molecular function: heparin binding; integrin binding.